UCCGACCGGAUGUCCCUAUUUUAUUUCUUUGUGAUCAAUUUUAAUUCCGGUUUCGCAGCUUGCUCGGAAAAGGAUAUAUCCGACUGUUAUUCAAAAGUUAAGUUUGCCUUUAGGUUAUAUAACACAUUUCCACAUAUCCGAAUCAGCUAUCGCUAUUUAUUUCAUGCCAAGUAUUUGCUUUAUUCGGGUGUAGAACCGCGGAAAGAUGAAGUGCUCUUUUUAAACUUGUGUCUUGGCUUGAUACUUCACCAUAAACACACGAUGGAUUAUAGCACGUACACUGCCAUUUACUGUUGUGCUCAAGGUUGACUUCUGAAAGUAGUUUCACUUAACGCAAGCAAAAAAGUGCAAGGAAAAAAGACGUAGACAACAAUAGGACCCCUUGCCCUAAUCGUAGAAUUGGUAUACCGCAUGAUCAUCCAUAUUUAAGAAGAACUAAACGUGGGGAUGUUUUUAAACUACAUGGAUACGAAGAGGGUAGACAUUCCCUCCAGUCUAUUGGACGACCUUUGCAGUCGGUUUAUCCUCCACAUACCAAGUGAGGAGAGGGACAAUGCAAUCCGGGUGUGCUUUCAGAUCGAGCUGGCUCACUGGUUCUACCUGGACUUCUGUAUGCAGAAUACACCUGGACUGCCCCAGUGCGGGAUCAGGGACUUCGCCAAAGCCGUCUUCCAUCAUUGUCCGUUUCUCCUGCCCAAAGGAGAGGACGUGCAGAAAGUUAUAGAACAAUGGAAGGAAUACAAGAUGGGUGUCCCUACGUACGGUGCCAUUAUUUUAGACGAAUCCCAGGAAAACGUAUUGCUUGUUCAGGGCUAUUUGGCCAAGUCCGGCUGGGGCUUCCCGAAGGGAAAGGUCAACGAGGACGAGGCUCCUCACGACUGUGCGGUCCGUGAGGUGAUGGAAGAGACAGGGUUUGACAUAAAGGAUCGUAUCUGCAAGGACCGGUACAUCGAGCAGAAGAUCACUGACCAGUUGGCACGGCUGUACAUCAUCACCGGUGUGUCGAAAGACACCAAGUUCAACCCUAAAACCCGGAAGGAGAUACGCAACAUCGAGUGGUUCGCCAUCGAGAAGCUCCCAUGUCACAGGAACGACAUGACCCCGAAGUCUAAGCUGGGCCUGGCCCCCAACCGGUUCUUCAUGGUCAUCCCCUUCAUACGUCCGCUCCGGGAGCGUCUCGUCAGGCUAAAAGAAGAGUCCACAGACUGUGACGAGGACUUGGGCAAAGCUCUGGACAACUCCCGCUCAAAGUCCAAGUGGGUCCCGGGCGCCGAGGCGUCUCCCGGGGAGGGCUGGGGAGGGCGGCACAAGGGUCAGAGGUCGGUGGGACAGCUGAGCGCACAUGAUCCGAGCGAUGUUCUGAAAGCCAAGAGCCCCAAUCUAAAGGGAAGUGGGAGGAAAGGCGUCCAGGAGGCCGCAAACGCUGGGGUGGCGAACCACCAGCUGACCGCCGCCGUCGCCAAGGAGGAGAGGAAGCUCCAGCCCCGGAAGCUGUCUGAGAGCUUCGGGAAGGUAGAGUCUCCUGGUGGUGGUGGUGGUGUUGGUUACACCAGAGACUGUGAGGUCCUCAUCUCCUCCAGGGCAUUCCUCACCUUCAAACUGGACCGUGACGCCAUCAUGGCCUGCUUUGAAUUGUGAGAAAAGGCAACAUUUUUUAAUGUCACUGUCGUCUCCUGUUCCUCCUUUGGGUUUUUAAUGUUUAUCCCUGAAUGUAUUUUUUUUCUUUUUUUUGCAUAUAUGAUUUUUAUGAUUGUUGUACACAUUUACAUAAGGCAGCCCAGAAGAAACAUGAUAUUCGUGUAGCAAAUCCUCUUUUCCCGUCCGGAGGAAGCUAGGCGGCUACCGCAGGCACAUACACCUCCCUGAGACCUAGGCAGAGGCCAUCAUUCCCUUCGAUGGAAGGUUAAAACACCCAACCAUAGCAAUCUGUCCAUUCUGUUGCUCAGCUGGACUUUUUAAAAAUGUUUUCUUUUGUGCUGAAAGAUCCAAGUGAUGAGACUGAAAUGGAUGUAUUUUUCUUCAGGCGGCUUUUGUCAGAUUGUAUAUCAGGUGUUGACUUGAACGUACCAACUUAGACAUUUUUCCUUGUUGCUACUUGCUAAUCCUCUGUAGGUCCAUCCUUAAGUUUUUCUUGCUACGUGCUAUAUGCUCUGUGAAAGUGCUGUACAUCAACACGAGGAGAAUGUCUGUUUGAUAGGAACCACAGGCACUGUUGAAGAGUGUUGAAUUUAGAAAAACUUAAAUGUUCAAGUAAACGUACUCCGAGGAGAAAUGUAUUUCUUUUCCAGAUCUAUAUAUUUUUUACUAUUGCAAAACAUACUAUUACAAAACAACAACCCAAAUUCAGACUGCAUUUUCUUCCUUCGUCCAUUUUCAAAAUAUGUAUGUUUCAAAAGACCAUUCAAUGCAUUUUCAUAUUCGCCUUCAAAUUUCUAAUGGACAAUAUGUUAAUAUAAACUAUCCAAUAUAUUGAAAUGUCAUAUUUUUUCCACUGUUCAUUUUUACUGGGUUACCCUGUUGCAGUGGCAUCAUUGUGAUUUUAAUCUAAUGUAUUUUGAAAUGAUGAAAUCCUGAAAAAAUCAGAACAAAUUAAAUGAAAAAAAUAAAACACAUUCAAUCUCCACAUUA
Molecule: messenger RNA, 2628 nt
Organism: Gadus morhua (Atlantic cod)
Lineage: Eukaryota; Metazoa; Chordata; Actinopteri; Gadiformes; Gadidae
Gene: dcp2
Product: decapping mRNA 2
Exons: 1
Coding region: 448-1638 (396 amino acids)
Biological process (GO): deadenylation-dependent decapping of nuclear-transcribed mRNA; nuclear-transcribed mRNA catabolic process, nonsense-mediated decay
Cellular component (GO): cytoplasm; P-body
Molecular function (GO): manganese ion binding; 5'-(N(7)-methylguanosine 5'-triphospho)-[mRNA] hydrolase activity; RNA binding
Source: RefSeq, a predicted model, not a curated record